Solea solea (common sole) is the source of this 1598-nucleotide messenger RNA. It is a transcript of the gene trmt10a, whose product is annotated as tRNA methyltransferase 10A. The record is from RefSeq and is a predicted model, not a curated record. The transcript is spliced from 7 exons. Gene Ontology annotation, cellular component: cytosol; nucleoplasm; nucleus. The coding region runs from base 263 to 1234 and encodes 323 amino acids. Gene Ontology annotation, molecular function: tRNA binding. Gene Ontology annotation, biological process: tRNA N1-guanine methylation. NCBI's taxonomy places the organism in Eukaryota, Metazoa, Chordata, Actinopteri, Pleuronectiformes, Soleidae.
CGUCACUGAUGCGCCAUCAUCACAAACCGUACAUGUGGGCUAGUCGCUAAGUCGAAGAACUUGUUAAUUUUUUAUCUGGUUCGCGUGUUUAAAGUGUGCAAUUCUUUGUUCGGGUGAUGACGUGUGUUUGAAUGAGUUGUAAAGUGUAAAGUAAAGUGAGGGAAUUCUGUCGUUAAAUGCAGCCGCCGGUUUGCUCUUAGUGCUAGCAGGCUAACCCCCCCGCAGCUAGCUGACAGGAGUGAAUGCUCCACACACGACGUCGAUGAUGGCUGAUGAUGAUUCAGUGAAAGAAGAAGAAGAAGCUGCUGCUGCUGCAGCAGCAGCUCCGCAGCGAGAUUCUAACGGAGCUGACGAGAAGAUUGUGAGCAGCAGCGGAGGAGGAACCGCUGCAGAAAAUCAAACUCUGUCCAAAAGACAGAAGAAGAAGCUCCUGAGGCAGCAGAAGUGGGAAGAAGAGAGGGGUCUGAGGAAGCAGUUGCGUAAAGAGAAGAGGCAGCAGCGUCGCCAGCAGAGGCAGAAUCAGGAGGAGGAGAAGGAGCACGGUGGAGACGCCCAGAGCGCGAGAAAACGCCUCCGUCGGGACGUGACACCCAGCUCUCUGAGGCUGGUGGUGGACUGCGGCUUCGACAGUCUCAUGCUGAUGAAGGACGUGAGUAAACUUCACAAGCAGAUCCAGCGGUGCUAUGCUGAGAACAGACGGGCAGUUCAUCCGGUUCAGUUUUACCUAACGAGCCUGGGUGGACAGCUGAAACAGAGCAUGGAUGAAAAGGACAAAGGAUGGGUGAACUGGAAGGACAUCAACAUUAAAACUGAGCACUACAGUGAGGUCGUGGCUAAAGAGGAUCUGGUUUACCUGACAUCGGACUCUCCCAAUGUGCUGGAGGAACUGGACCAUAACAAAGCGUACGUCAUCGGAGGCUUGGUGGACCACAACCACCAUAAGGGAAUUACACUUGAGAAGGCGAAGGAGCUGGGGAUCCAUCACGCUCAGCUUCCGCUGAGCAGCUUUGUCAAGAUGAACAGUCGUAAAGUUCUGGCAGUCAACCAUGUGUUCGAGAUCAUCCUGGCGUACAUGGAGAAAGGCAGCUGGCAGGAAGCCUUCUUCACCGUCCUGCCUCAGAGGAAAGGAGCCGUGGCUGUCGAAAAGGGAACGAUCGCUCAGGAGAAACAGGACGACGACUCGGACUCGGACCCGGACCCAGACUCACCGGAGCAGACGGAGAAAAGAACCUGAUGCUGAGCACAGAUGGACAAGACUCUUUAACGUUGGACAGAAUAGGAAAUAAGAAAAUGUGUGGAUUUAUAAUAAUAAUCAUAUUUAAUUUUGUUUUAUACUAGAUAUUUAUUUAAAAGAUGUGCUCAGUGCCAGUUUCAUUGCUUAUUUUAGUUAGACUGCUGAUGUAAAUGAUGAAAAGAUUUCAGUUUUGCAGUUUUUUUUGCAGAAUAUAAAAUGGUCAUCAUAUUCUAGAACUGGAACACAGAGGUUAGUUUUUUAUUUUUAGAUAUAAAUGUUUUUGCUUGGAGCUGAUCACCACAGAUAUCAAACCUGUGCCAAAUGGACCCAUUUCAUGCAAGAUAAAGUCGACAUGUGACCAUUA